Messenger RNA from Scylla paramamosain (green mud crab), 6385 nucleotides. RefSeq lists its product as uncharacterized. The transcript has 2 exons. NCBI's taxonomy places the organism in Eukaryota, Metazoa, Arthropoda, Malacostraca, Decapoda, Portunidae. The record is from RefSeq and is a predicted model, not a curated record. The coding region runs from base 3635 to 6385 and encodes 916 amino acids.
CAUAAUAUUUGAUUAAUCCCAAACAGGUGUGCAUUGUGCAUCUCAUGCCUACAGAAGAAUGGUGCCAUGCUUUAACUCAACACAACGUGAUACUUUGAGGAGUCGUCUGUAACUUAAUAUAAUCGGUGCUUUUGAGGUGUGGGUCGAUGAUCUGGUAUUGGGGAAGUGAAGCCGUGAGAGAGGUUGAGUCGGAGCACUGGGAGAGCUGUGCAGUCAGUCAUUCUGGAUGUUAGUUGUGAGGCAACUUGACUCACUGAAUAGUACUUUCACCUUCUGUCUACCUAAGGACAAGCUAUUGGAGAAUGCAGUUUUCUCUCGUCCAAAUCUUGUUAUUGCCUAUGUGUUAAAGGAGGUCUCCUGGGAGCUUUGGAACCUUACAACUACCCCAGGCUGCAAGCUUUCUAAGGGCUUGUGAGAAUUGCGGGCAGGCAGCAGAGUGAAGCAAAAGACAGCCACUCACUGGCAGUAGUGCAAACAUCUUAGGUGAAAACAAGCCAGUGUGCAUGUGUUGUUUUAAAUAAAAAUCUCGAACAUACAGAAUUAUCUGCAUACAAGUCAGUCAUCAGUGAAACCCAUUAUUAAAAAUGUGUUGCGUGAAUUGUUUCAGAUUAAGUGAAUGAUAACAUAUGCUUACAAUAAGCUUGGAACAGUCAAGCCUUCCAGCAGCAUGCAGCAUUCUGGCAGGGCAGGUAAAGGUGUCUGAAUGGCCUUCCUGGCUUGAGCCACAACUUCCAACACAUCAUUGUGUUCAGGUACAAUGCCAUAAUGACUGAUACAACUAACUCACGGUAAAAUACUCUGCAGAGUGGCUUGUAUUUGUGCAGGUGAUGAAGUACGACAGGCCUGAAGAAGUGAUACAUGGAAUAGAACAUUCCCUUAACAUGGCGGAAUCUGAACAGCGGGGCAAGGGAUCUUGCUGUCUCCCCUGUGAAUGACCUGUGACCUGAACAGCUGCUAGACCUGCUACCUACACCAGUUUCCCCUUGUUCCAUACACCAUAUUUCGUUAUAUUAUAAUAUUAUAAUACUUGCAUUCUGUCUAGACAGAAAAGGAUAAUAAAUAGGGAUACCUAAGAAAUGAAUGCACCCAAAACACAGAAAUAGUGUGCAAAUACCAGCAAAGAGACACUCACAUUUUAUUUCAUAACUGCAGUACAUACAGUACCAUGUAGCAAGUUUUACUAAUAAUGUUGGCAACAUCAGGCACCAUUUUGACCUGGAAUGUCUUAACAAGGCUACAGCAUAUUACUAUAUGCUUGCUCUUUAAAUGUAAUAACCAUUAAACAAGAAUAACUAAUGUGUCUGCCUGUCUCUUUCCUUCAAUCAGGAAAAAAAAAAAAAAAAAGAAUUGGCCCUAUAUGAGUACGUUUAUUCAACUGACAAUAUCACAAGGCCUGGAGGACCAGCAAUUCACUUCUAAAUAGCAUAAACUCAGGAAGCAAGUGGUUAAGGCUGCUGCGGUCUCUGUGAGGGACACAUUGCCAAUGAACUGUAUGACAAUUUUUCUUGUGAAGCAUGCCAGGCAGCUCCACUGGUUUGUUCUUCAGUGGUCAAGUGGGUGGAGCUCUAAGGAGCUAAAAUUCUAAGCCCUUGUGAGAACUGAAGAAGACACCUUAAAUGGUGGACUAAAUGUGUUGGAAGGAACAGUAAAAGGGGAAAAGUUCAAAGUGUUACAUGAUUAACUAUGUACCAUUGUCUUAGUGAAACAGUCUCUUGUACCCAGAUCGAAACUCACUGGGAAAGUGGUGAAGUUGCAAAUGGCAAACAGCAAAGUGUGUACAUAUUCUGAGGCAGAAAUUAAAGCAGAUACACCAUUCUUUUCUGGUACAACUGUGGUAGCUUCCAUGAGUAAACCUGUGUAUGACCUUGUUAUAGGACAGAUUGAGGGUGUUACUGAUGAUGGAGAUCACAGUGUUAGUGCAGCUGUAAAAGGACAACAAAGUUUGGAGAUGUUAAGAAAUCAGGUAAACUCAAAGUGAAGGAUGCUAUCAAAAGUGUAAAUAGUCACGAAUUCAUGGUACAGCAACAAAGUGAUACAACUCUGGACAAAAUGAGAAAGUAUGCAGACACAGGCAAAGUAUUUCAUAAGUCAGAUGGAGAAAAGCAUUAUUUUGUAAUAAAUAAGGGUAUAUCGUAUCAUAAACUUGUAGGUGAUGGGUGUGUUAGUGAGCAACCGGUUGUUCCAUGAGAUUUAAGGAGAGCUGGGAUGGAGUUGGCACACUCAUCAAUAAUGGGUGGACAUUUAAGAUGUAAAAAGACAUUGGCUAGAAUUCAGACUAGGUUUUUUAUGGCCAGGUGUCUCUGCUGAUGUAACAAGAUAUUAUCACACCUGUGAUGAGUGUCAAAGAACAGUUGAUAAGGGAAGAGUUCCCAAAGUGAAGUUAGGAAAAUGCCUAUAAUACAGGAGCCAUUUCAAUGGGUAGCGGUGGACAUAGUGGGACCACUGGAGCCAUGUGCUUUGGAUGGGUCUUAAUAUAUACAGACAAUGGUAGAUUAUGCUUCUAGAUAUCCCAAGGCUGUAGCUCUUAAAUCCUGUGACACCAACAAUGCAGCAGAAGCAUUACUAGGUAUUUUCAGCAGGGUUGGGAUACCAGAAAAGAUUGUCAGAUUGUCAAGUUACAUAAAAAAAAAUGCAAGUUUUUUUCAGACAGCUGUCAAAGGUUUUACAACAACACCAUACUAUGCUAUGUGUAAUGGGUUGGUGGAAAGUUUUGGUCUAGACGGUGGCCAAGAUAUAUUAACCCAAUGCUGUUCACAUAUCAAGAAGUACCUCAUUCAAGUACCACCUUUUCUCCCUUUGGCCAAGAUAUAUUGUUACUGUAUGUAAAGCGUAUGUACCUCAUGUCAUUAUUCCUCGGCAUUUAUAAGUGAAAUGUUCAAUAGUUUUCUAUUUGCAUGAAAACGUGUAAUAUGUGUAAGUAUCAGUAUUUAAUGCUAUAUUAAGCACCGAAGCCGAUGCUCACUUGUUGGUAGUGUGGGCAGGACAAAGGUCAGACAAAGACGGGCAGGAUGGUGACCGAGGUAAAUACUUUAAUUUUGUAGUAAAAACUGAUUGUCAUAGUGCCAAGUCAAUUGCAUGUAUUGUUAAUGAAUAUUGUAAUAUGUUGAAAGUGUUUAAUAUCAGUGUAUAAUGUUAUUUUGUAAGAAAUUGAGACUGAGAACUUGUUCGCAGUUCUUACAGUCAUGCCUACCUCAUCAAUAAACGUCAGAGAGAGAACUGCCUUUCCUCGACCCUACGAUGAUGGGUGUGAUCAGUAAAACAGAUCACCUGAGAGUCAAUUGAUGCCCAGCCGGUGCGGCUACAGUAAGAACUCGACCUACAAGCAAGAAAUUGGCUCCAUGUGAAACCGUAGCAAGAGUGAGUCACAGGACGAGGGGACGCUGACGUAAGCCUAAAGGUUGACCUCUGAGGCCCCGGGGUCAGCUCUACCCUUGACGACAACCACUCCCUUCUACCCACUGUGCCUCGCCACCAUUUUGUAGAACCCAUGGUCACAGGCAAGAAAAUAUAAUAGUAUGUAUGUGCACUGAAUUGAGUAGCCUAAGUGAAAAUUACCCACAAUUAGCUAGUAUUAAGAGUGGUAAUUUAAUUGCUCUUUCAGUGUCUCAGUAUUGACACAAUUAAGUUGUUAGAUAUGUCUGAUACUGAGGAAAUUAAUGCCAUAGAUGGCCUUAGGGAAGGUGAGGGUGAGCAAGUGGACAGGGAUCAAACUUGUAUUGAAGAAGUUAGUGUCAGGGAGCGAGUGCCAACCGACAAAGGAAGGGAAUAUCAAGUCAGUGUAACCAAAGGAAGAGCAGAGUCCUGUAAGCGUAAAUGGAGCAGUGUUACCAGCAAAAUUAAGAAAGGAUUAAAAAUUGUAAUUAGCCCCUUUGAAUUAGAGCCCAUGUCAAGUGAAGUAAUAGAGGCAUUUCAUCAGUAUUAUGUGGAAUACACAAAGCUGGUGGAACUAGAGCCAGAAAGGUCAGAGGAGCUAAAUGAAGAGCUGGAACACAAUCAACAAGUUCACCAUGAAAUAUUAGAAAGUAUAGAAUGUAAAAGAAAGGAGUUAAAGAAUGACAGAGGAUCAAUUUGUUCUAGCAAAUGGUCUAGACAUUCUAGAGUCUCAUCUACUUCAUCACGUUUAUCAGCACAAAGAAAGCAAGAAGUAGCAGCAAAGGUAGCCAGACUUAGAAAGGAAAUGGAAUAUCAUGAUAGUUUAGCAGAGGCAGAAGUUAUGUUAGUUAAGACAAAAGCAGAGGCAGAAGCAAUGUUCUCAAAGAAAAAGAAAGAGAGAGAUUUAGCAGUUGCUAGUGCAGAACUUAAUGCUCUUAGCUUAGUUGAAGAAGAAGUAAAAAUGCUUCCAGGUAAUGAUGAAAGUGUAGAGAAGCAAAGUUAUCUUCAACAAUACAUAGAGUCACAAAAUGAAAUGAAAGCACAAGCAAUUGCAAAUCAACAAAGUGACAAUGCCAUGCCUCACAAAUAUGUUACAUUCCAUGACCCACAGAAACCUUCUUCUUGCAAUAGAGAUAAUGAAUUGAUGACAAAUGAAGUACAUGGACAAAUAUUUAGUGAACCUCAGGUAAUAAAUCUCAACCCUACAGCUCAAAGUCUUGUACCAAGCUCUCGUAGACACACUCAUAAUGUCAACAUGUCUAAUAAUGUGAAUAAUGUGAGACAGAAUCAUCAAUCCUUUUCCCAUCCUGGGGGAACCUUUGCAAUCAACAUACCUGAUCCCAAGUGGAGCCUCCCUCCAAUAGAGCCUAACACCUUUGAUGGAGAACCCAUGGAAUUUCCAAGUUGGUUGAAAAACUUUGAAACUUAUGUAGAGUCUAAAACUUCUAUUGGUAAAGAGAGACUUGCCUACAUAGACAGGUAUACAACUGGUGAGGCAAAGGAUGCCAUUAAAAUGUUAAUGCACUUUAACUCUGAUGCUGACUAUGUGCAAGCAAAGAAAAUUCUUAGUGAUAGAUUUGGAAACAAAAGCAUCAUAGCUGAUGCUUACACAAAAAAGUUAAUGAAUUGGCUACCAAUCUCUCCACAUAAUGGUCCAGCAUUAACAGCAUUCUCAGAUUUUUUGAAGUGCUGUUUAGCUGCAAUGAAACACACUUCUUAUUUGUCAUUUCUAAAUGACCCUAGAGAGCAGAGAAAGGUGCUAGCAAAACUCCCUGAACAUGUUGUUCAUGACUGGAGAAAGCAAGCGAUGAUAUAUCUUGAUACUAACAGUAAUAACAACACUUCUAGUAGCAAUGAAGAGCACCACCCACCCUUGGAAAUGUUAUGUGAAUUUGUCCAGAAAGAAGCAAAAGGAGCAAGCAAUCCAUUUCUUUCCUGGAAUUCAGUAAGUAGGGAAGUAAAUGAUUGGAUCAAAACUCAAACAAGGGCAACCAAUUGGAAACCAAGGGAAUCAAACAUCAUGACAAAGAAUAGAGGGAGUAGAACUUUCAUGGCUAAAUCAAUUGAGGAAAAACCAAUGUGGUCAUUCCAAAGUAAAGUAAAUGUACAAGCCAACAAACAGUAUCCCAAGGACCAGGAAAGGAAAGGACGAUUCUGUCACUACUGUGCAAAGGAUCAUGAUUUAGAUGAUUGCAAGGAAUUUGCCAAACUUGAUGGUAAUACUAGGUACAAAUUUGUAAAAGAAAAAUGGUUAUGUACAGGGUGUCUAAAAAUGGGUCACAAAGAAAAGGAUUGUAGAAGAAGGAAAGUUUGUAAAGUAUGUCAGAGAUACCAUCCCACAGCUCUUCACAAUGAUGAUAUGACAAGAACUGAGAGCCAAAAGGUGCCAGCACAAGCAACUCAGCCUAAAGAUGAUAAACCCACAGUAGUAGCAAAUAAGGUCAAAGUUACAGAAUCAGUGACACAUGACAUGCACACCAUGAUAGUUCCUGUAUGGUUAUAUCAUGUUAGUAAUGAAGCGAAUAAAGUUUUAGUGUAUGCCCUGCUGGAUGAGCAGUCUGAUGCUUCAUUCAUCAAGGAAAGCACUCUGAAUAAAUUGGGAGUUAGUGGACCAUCAGUGUCACUCAAUAUCCACACAAUAAGUGGAAAACAAAUUACUGAUUCUAUCAAAAUUCAUGGACUUAAAGUAAGAGGUUAUAAUGAAGAAGUGGAAAUAUCAAUCCCUUCAGCAUAUUCAACAGAAAACAUUUCAGCUGGACGGAGUCAGAUACCAAGGCCUGAGACUGCUUGUGACUGGCCCCACUUAAAGGCAAUCUCUGACAAACUAAUGAAAUAUGACCCAAACAUUGACAUAGGACUUCUCAUUGGUCUUGAUUGUGCAAAAGCUAUUAUGGCAGAAGAGCAAAUAGCAGGUGAUAGCAAGAAGCAUCCCUAUGCCCGUAGGACAGAGCUAGGUUGGGGAUCAUUGGUAAAAUCUCACCCCAUUCAAGUCCAUUGGAGGAUACAGUGGUAG